UUGCAUGCAACGUUCAGUAGAUCGAGAAAUCAAUCAGCUAAGAACCACAAAAGCGUUUGCCUCGUUUUGUUGGCUUUUGAUUUGAUUUUGAARAAGUCAAAUGUAAGAUAUUGUAAAGGGACCAAGAUGUACAAAUGCCUCUGUGUCAAAAAAGACAAACUCCUCAUAAACGUGACCAUUGCUAUGCAUGGUUUGUGUGUUUUUGUUCUUCAUUGGGUUUGAUGGUUUGUUUUGGUUUUCUAAAUUCAUUUGGUGUUCUACUGCCUGUAUGGAGUGAAGAAUUCAAAACUAGUAAAGGAAAAACUGCAUGGAUUGGCUCAAUUACAAGUGGUUUAAUCUUCCUUUUAUCUCCAUUUGCCAUCCAGUUGAAUUUUCAGUUUGGCGAAAGAGUUAGCGGCCUUUGCAGUUCUCUUGUUAUUGCAGGUUUGCUUAUUGCAAGCUCAUUUGUCACAACGUUUUUCAUUAUUUUAAUCACAUAUGGACUUCUCAUUGGAGUAUCCAUCAGUGUUGCUAUAAAUGCCUUUCUUUUUGUCAUAAAGAAGUGGUUUGUAAAAAACUUGGGCUUAGCUUUAGGAUUUGCUAUAGCUGGAGCAGGAGUUGGAACAAUUGCACUUAUUCCUUUAUUGCAAACAUUGACAGAUAGCUUUGGCUGGAGAAAUGCCCUUCGUUUUUUGUCAGGGAUAUGGGUCCUUGCAGGAUUUUUGUGUGUUUCCUUUACUCCAAAUGUUGAAAAAGACGAGGAGACCGUACAAAGACUUAAAAGAGGCUUGAGAGAUKUGUGCUCCAAUGUGUUUGAUUUUUCAUUGUGGAAAAACGGAAAAUAUACCUUGGGUAUGAUUGUAAUUUGGACCACGUUCUUUGGUUAUUAUGUUGCCAUGGUACAUUUGAUUUCGUUCGCAAAAGAUCGCGGUAUCUCUGGCUCAAAGGCGUCUCUUCUGUUCAUCAUUAUCGGUGCCUGUUCGAGUCUGUCUCGUGUCAUUGUGGGAAGAAUGGGCGAUAAAAAGUGGUUGUCUUCAAUGCAACGUCUACAAAUGUCUGCCUUUAUGAUUGGAUCUUCUUUAGUGCCACUAACACAGGCUAAAGAAUUUUAUCAUUUUGUUCUAUUCGCUGUGUACUAUGGAUUSGGUAACGGCGGUUUUGUAACAGCACAAAACUAUUUCCUAUUGACAUGUUUUGAUCAUUCUCAAAAGGACGCAGUGGGUUAUGGGAUGGGUCAGGUCACCAAGUCGAUACCCAUCUUGAUUGGUCCACCUAUCGCAGGAUUUAUGGCAGAUCACUUCAAGUCGUAUGUCCCAGCAUUCUACAUGAUCGGUAGCUUGGUGAUCAUUGUGAGUGCGUUGCCGUUCUGUCUUCUACUUGGGCGAAAGAAAACAGAGAUGAAAGAGAGAACUAAUGCGCAUAUGGAACUGGUGGGGAAACGCCUUGCUAGUGGGAAUAGCUCUUCGCUUCUUUAUGUUAAUACUGAAUGUUGAUAUCUGAAAUCGAUUGACGUUAGUUUUUCACCUAGCUUUAUCAUUUUGCUAUUUAUUCAUCCAAUGGACUUGUUUUAAAUGGAUUAAAAACACGAAAGAAGCAAGCUUAGAAACACGAGCGUAGCGA
This is a messenger RNA of Exaiptasia diaphana, 1599 nucleotides long. Its product is annotated as monocarboxylate transporter 10. Bases 135 to 1472 code for a protein of 445 amino acids. Lineage: Eukaryota; Metazoa; Cnidaria; Anthozoa; Actiniaria; Aiptasiidae. The record is from RefSeq and is a predicted model, not a curated record. Gene Ontology annotation, molecular function: transmembrane transporter activity. The transcript has 6 exons. Gene Ontology annotation, biological process: transmembrane transport.